AUGGAACAACAAAAACAAGGAGCGCCUGUUGUGGCCGCAACAUCUCCCACAGCUCUCGUCGGCGAGGAGGAGGUGGAGGAGCAACUGGACAUUGAUGACAACAUGAAGCAUUGCUUUGAGAACCUCAUUGUCAUCGAUGUCGGUGCAAAUUUGACCAACAAAAAGUAUAGCCGUGAUCUGGAUUCCGUUGUCCAAAGGGCAAGAGACGCAGGUGUUCAGAAAUUAAUGGUGCACGGCACUUCGGUCAAAUCGAGUAAGGAGGCGCUGCGCCUUUCGCGCAUUUAUCCCGACAUUAUCUAUUCGACUGCUGGCAUACAUCCGCACGACUCGAAGUCCAUUGUGGAGGAGCCGUCCACAUGGUUCGACUUCGAGCAUAUUGCACAGGCGCCGGAAUGCGUUGCCGUUGGUCCAUGCGGCCUGGACUAUCAGCGCGACUUCUCCGAGCCGGAUGUGCAAAAACAGAUAUUUGCCAAGCAAUUGCAUUUGGCAAUUCAUCUGAACAAACCUCUGCUGAUCCACGAGCGAUCGGCUCAGAAUGAUGUACUCGAAAUACUCGACAAAUUCGAGAAUCUACCGCCUGUGAUCAUCAGAGGUUUUAUGGGCACCGCCGAGGAGGCGCUUAAGUACUUGGAUCGCAGAUUCUACAUCAGCUUGACGGGUUACUUAUGCAAGGACAAAUCAGAUACAGGCGUUCGCAGGCUGCUGGAUAAUGGCACACUGCCACUGGACAGACUGCUGGUCGAAACGGAUGCGCCGUUCAUGUAUCCCAACACGCGAGCUUCCAAACUGCCGCAGCAUGUGAAAAGUGGCAUUACGGAACGAUCUUUGCUGUACUUACACAGAUAUUGCACCUUUCAACGUAACGAACCGUGUAGCCUGCCAGCAAUUGUGGAAAUGAUUGCAGCAUUCAUGAAGAAAACGCCCGAUGAGGUCGCAUUGGCCACGGCCUUCAACGCCCUAAAGCUAUUUGGCUUGUCCUAAAUGUGGUGCUUAGCACCCAAAAAAUUAAAAAUUGAAACGAGCCUGAGAUUCACGAUAGACUCACACCAUGUGCCUUAACUAUUACUAAUCGAAUUCAGGAUGUGCUAACCUUGACCUAAAUAUAUACACACAUACACACUCACAUAUACACAUACACACAUGCAUGCAUACAUUGCGAACACACACUCACACACACCUAACUUCGACGCAUUCGUGCAAGAAAUACGUAUACAUUAUAUCCUACAAAUGCUCUUACCACAUCUACGUAUUAGUUGUGCGAAAAAUUUUGCAAAUCUAGUUUUUAAGUUGUGUUGGUAUUUUGUAAACAGAAAACCUUUGUUUACUGGUACUUCCCCCCCGGAAACGGUGCCAAGGUGGUGCCAAGUGGAACGGUGACGCCGGGAACGUGAAAUCAAUUCGCGCUUUGUUCACCAUUUCACACAUCGAAGUGCGCGCUUCGAGACUGUUAAAUGCUGCAGCUAUAUAUUUAUUGUGUGUGUCUGUUACUUUUUUCUCUAUAUUUUUUUCAACUGUCAUAAAGAUGUUUUCUGUCUUUAGGUUAAGGGUUACUUUAUAGUUACGGCCGUUUUUUAUAUUUGUUGUUUACCAACCAACCUAUUAAGUCUCUCGUUUAGUUUAUAGUACAUAUUUUUGUAAAUAUUUAUUUUUGUUGUUUUGAGAAGAUUGAUGAUAAUGAUGAUUAUGGUAAACGUGAUGUGAUCAUUUAACGAGCUACAUAUAUUUAUAUAUAUGAAACACAUACUUAGUUUGUGCUAAGAAUAAUAACGCAUACCCACUACAUACAUACACUAUAUAUAUAUAUAUAUUUUGUUAUAUCUACAUAUUAAUCAACAUACAUACAAAAACAUAUGUGAUGCUGUUGUAUACGUUGUACUGAACUGAUUCAACUAUAAACGGAGGUGCAUGAAAAACUCUGCUUUGUGCACUUUGUCCGCACACCACACCUAACACACACACACACCUACUAUUUUCCAAUUGAGUAUAGAUAAAGCGAAUUUAAAUAAAAAUGAAAAGCGAAAACAAUAAA
Drosophila grimshawi is the source of this 2029-nucleotide messenger RNA. Its product is annotated as 3'-5' ssDNA/RNA exonuclease TatD. Gene Ontology annotation, cellular component: cytosol. The transcript is spliced from 4 exons. Lineage: Eukaryota; Metazoa; Arthropoda; Insecta; Diptera; Drosophilidae. Gene Ontology annotation, molecular function: single-stranded DNA 3'-5' DNA exonuclease activity. The record is from RefSeq and is a predicted model, not a curated record. The coding region runs from base 1 to 981 and encodes 326 amino acids.